Molecule: messenger RNA, 1308 nt
Organism: Oncorhynchus masou masou (cherry salmon)
Lineage: Eukaryota; Metazoa; Chordata; Actinopteri; Salmoniformes; Salmonidae
Product: receptor-type tyrosine-protein phosphatase R-like
Exons: 6
Coding region: 1-726 (241 amino acids)
Biological process (GO): peptidyl-tyrosine dephosphorylation; signal transduction
Cellular component (GO): plasma membrane; cell junction; cytosol
Molecular function (GO): protein kinase binding; protein tyrosine phosphatase activity
Source: RefSeq, a predicted model, not a curated record
AUGUCACUAACAGAUCUAUCUGAUUCUAAUAAUCCACAUUCCAGAGUGAUCCUGAGGACCAAGAGCUCCUUCGACCCUCUCAGCAGCUACAUCAACGCCAACUACAUUAGGGGUUACCUAGGCGAUGAGAAGGCCUACAUCGCCACCCAGGGUCCCAUGAUCAACACAGUGAAUGAUUUCUGGCAGAUGGCCUGGCAGGAAGACUGUCCUGUCAUCAUCAUGAUCACCAAGCUCAGGGAAAAGAACGAGAAAUGUGUUCUGUACUGGCCAGAGAGGCGUGGUAUCUAUGGCAAGGUGGAGGUGCUCAUUAACAACGUGACAGAGUGUGACAACUACACUUGUCGGACCCUCAACCUGAAGCAAGGGGCCCAGAGUCGUGUGGUGAAGCACUACUGGUACACAUCGUGGCCGGACCAUAAGACCCCAGACAGCGCCCAGCCCCUGCUCCAGCUGAUGAGAGACGUGGAGGAGGACAGGACGGGCUCCCCAUCGCAGGGACCCGUCAUCGUACACUGCAGCGCAGGGAUUGGCCGAACGGGCUGCUUCAUCGCCACAACGAUAGGCUGUCGUCAGUUGGAGAUGGAGGGAGUGGUGGAUGUGCUGGGGAUUGUGUGUCAGCUCAGAGCGGACAGAGGAGGUCUGAUCCAGACAGGAGAGCAGUACGAGUUUGUCCACCACGCCUUGAGCCUCUUCGAGACCCGCCUCUCCGCCGACACCGGCCAAUGAACAGAGGCCAGGAAGUUUUCGUUAAAACAUGCCAGGUUUUUCCAGGAAGUGGAUUUUAAUUCCCCCUAGCGGGAAGGACCUAUCUUGCCUGGUGACAGUGAGGUCAUGUGACUAAUGAGGAAGUGGAUGUUCGGGUGACGAUUGGAUGGUAGAUGUCCUUGUGGGCUUUGUCUUUGUGGACAUGUAUGGACAGCCUGGACUGCUAUUGGCUGAUUGAUUGAGUCUCCUUACAGAGAGAGAGAUGGAGGUGUGGACAGGUGAUUAUGUCUCUGAAUGUAAUGUAUCCUUUCUUCUCUUCCUCUCUUUCCUCCUCCUCUUCUUCUUCUUCUUCUUCUACUACUUCCUGUCAUUCGUGAGCAGCUCUGCUUCUGAAAACGUUGUUGUGAGCAACCUGCCUCUGUCCAAUCAAACUCUCUGAUACUGCAGCUCUGUCCAAUCAGAUUGCCUGAUAUUGAUUCUGUAGUAUACCUACACUCUGACCUCUUACUACUAUGUGCUACAGUAGAUGGGCAGGUAGUCUGUGGUCCUUGAAUCGUCCAUGGUGUUUCUAUUAAAAAGCAAAAGGUACGUUGUCGAAAUGAA